AGAAUUUUAAUCUCAUUGUAGGUUACAUGUUUAAUUCUUUGAAUGUCUGAUUUAGUUCAAAACCUAAAGCAUCAAAAAUCACUGUAUAUAACACAGAAAAACUUGCGACUAAGUGAUGGAAGAUUGAGAAGAAUUUCUGAAGAAAGCUAGCGCGUAUCAUAGUUCAAAACCUAAUUUAAUAUAUUGCAAAAAAACAAUGAAUCUCAGUUUUGGCUCUGGUGAAGAAAGUUCUGAAGACAAAAUUGAUAUUUCAAGUUCGGUAAUGACACCAUAUCUUAAUAUAAAUCCACAUUACCUGGACACUGCAGAUCAGUAUAUAUUACCAGAAGAUGCAGCACCCAUGCGAUCAAGAGCUCAAAUGAUGUUUUCAACAAUAGGUGGUGCUACAGUUAUAGGUGCAGGUGUGGGUGGAAUGGAAAGUCUCAGAUACAGUGGUCUACAAUGGCUUAAGGGUAAAUCAGCGAGGAUGCAAUUUACCAGUGCAAUCCUGAAAAAUGGAGGGAAAAUGGCUCAAAAGUUUGGGUCAAUAGCAGUUUUAUAUUGUGCCUGCUCAAUUAUUUGUGAAAAAUCUAGAGGAGUCGAAGAUGAAUUUAAUACAUUAAUUGGUGGGGCAGCAGCAGGAGGAUUAUACAUGAUACCAAGUGCCAUCAAUGCAAAAACCGAAAUAGCAGUGGCAGAAGAAGCGAAAAAGAAGCUUUCUGUUUUUAGGAGACUGCCUCCGAUUGGACGAAUAUUAUUUGGAGCUGUGGUCGGUGUAGGAGUUGGAGGAAUGUUAUGUUUAUACAAAAUGAAAGCGCCAGAUUAUAUUAGAGAAAUGACAAAGAGAAAGUAACAUUCACUGAAUAUGAAACAAUAUUUUAUACACUUGAAUCGCUGUGUACUGGGACAGCAUGAUACAAAACCAUUUUCUACACAAACGUGUGUUGUUUUUAUAAUAAAAGCCUAUUUGUUCUGGGGUUGAACAAAUAUGAUACAACUACUAUAAAAUAGAACACUAUUCGGUGCCUAUUUAAUCACUGACUUUUUGACAAAGUACUUUUAUUUCUCCCAUUUCUCGUCUAAUUUGAAGGAAGUAUGCCCGAUUUUGCUCCUGAUUCAUUUUCUCUCUCUUUUGUUGGCAGCGACGUCCGGACUUAGCGUGGUUCCUAGCCUACGUUUUCAGGUCUAUUCUUUGAAAUAUUACUUUACCUAUUGGCAUA
Molecule: messenger RNA, 1199 nt
Organism: Styela clava
Lineage: Eukaryota; Metazoa; Chordata; Ascidiacea; Stolidobranchia; Styelidae
Product: mitochondrial import inner membrane translocase subunit Tim23B-like
Biological process (GO): protein import into mitochondrial matrix
Cellular component (GO): TIM23 mitochondrial import inner membrane translocase complex
Molecular function (GO): transmembrane protein transporter activity
Source: RefSeq, a predicted model, not a curated record